Molecule: messenger RNA, 2737 nt
Organism: Bombyx mori (domestic silkworm)
Lineage: Eukaryota; Metazoa; Arthropoda; Insecta; Lepidoptera; Bombycidae
Exons: 2
Coding region: 1819-2610 (263 amino acids)
Source: RefSeq, a predicted model, not a curated record
ACCACCUAACACUAGGUGGGCUGUGAGAUCGUCCACAAACGUAGCAAAAAAAAAUUUUUUUUUUCUUAACUCAUGAAUAUUGAUUGGAGGUGUUGCGUGGGAAGUCGUUUCUUUAACUCGCACAAGUCGAUAUCACGAUCCUGGUUAUAUCUGCCACACAGCAGUCAUCAGUUCCCAUUUGAAGGAUGGAAUUACUAUUAAUGUACAGUAACAAUUUAGAAUUUGAGAGACCUGUGAGACCUCCUCAACCUGUGAGAGUUUGUUAACACUGGCCCUUAGGAAGACCAGAGCUUCGCAGAAUCUACCACCAGAUCGGAAUCAUAAACCACUAAGAAAAUCCGACGAGAAACUCAGUGGAUUGUAUCUCAAAUUUCAGAGAUGAGGAUGAGAAUGAUACCAUAAUGAUAGUGAUAAGUUUGUGUCGACAAGCCACAUUUGUUGAGCAUGCUACUCCAGUAAAAUGAUAGAAAUACUAAAAUGAUGCAUCACAGCAACGGCAGAGCGUUUACGACGUUAUUAAAAAUUCUAUUCGCCUAAUUUAAGGAAUCGAUUUGCCGUUUUUGCAUUUUUACAGCCAACGUCUACCGUUGAGUUCUCAAUGGUUUGCAUUUGUGAAUAUGUUUCACGUUUCUUGAUUUUUUUCGUCAUAAAUGACUUGGAUGGGCUGUGUGAAAGAGGAUAUGAGAGAGAAAGGUGUGAAUGCGAAGAUGACGUAUGAUCGGCAUGAAUGUAACAAAGACAAGAAGAUCUAGGUAUGAAGUAUUAAUACGCGACAUUUAUCUUUGUAAUUAAAGGUGCGUUUAAUUUGGAAUUAGACCCUCAGACACAGCUCACUGAGUUUCUCGGUGGUAGAUUCUGCGAAGCACGGCUCUUGCUAGGGUUCGUGUUAGCAACGUCAUCAGCUUUGAGCCCCGUGAGCUCACCUACUAGUCAAGGCGACGCUGAUAUAGCCUCUCAAGGCUAUCAGCUUAGGUAGGAAAAAAUAUAUUUGGAAUUAGUAUCAACAGUUAGAUGUUAUUAAUUGAACUUCAAUUAAGUUUGCUCCAUUGAAAUAGCUGAAGAACGAAAUUUUUGUUGUUAUGAUAUUUUUUCCAAAUUUUAAGCUUUCAAUGGCUCUCCUAUAAACAUGUCGCUUAAACCAAAUAGCCUUUCACCUCUCGAUAUGAUCCUUUAUGAUCCUAUAUGAUACUUUACUAAACUACGUAAUGCAAAACAAACCAAAAAUUUAGUAUUGAGUAAUUUCGAACGCAAGCGCGCGAAUACGAAUCUCGUGAAAUAUUUCGCAUGUUUUUUUUUUGUUAUACAUAUAUAAUUUUAUAUGGCUCAUAUUUUUUCGCACUAAACUUAGCAAAACAAACGAAAAUAUGAUCAAUCAACCAAAUUAACAUUGACUAGUUCGUGAAUUUUAACAAGUUAAAAAUUAGGAGUCGUAAAUUAUAUUACGUUCAAUGUAAAUUGUGUUUUAACAUUAAAGCCACGACGUAUUUCGUUUUUUUUUUCUUCCUAUAAAACACAUACCUACAAUGUAAUCGUUUAACUUUAUUGUCCCAAUUAAGGCUGUGCUAAAGAUGAUACCUGUUACUAUUCGCAAUAUUUACGAUAUCAGAUCGCCCUGGACACAUCAAAUUGGUUUACCGUAAUCAGCUAGAUAAAUUUUAUUUAUGAGUGUCAAUGGCACUUAGAUGUAUCAUCUCGACCUAGUGAUUUCCGAGUGGGGGUAAUCAUGUUUCUAGUAUAUAAACACGGAGAAAUGAAACACAAGCAUGCACAACCAUCGGGGGAAAGGUCCAUACAUCCUGCGGAGGAAGUAAACAGAAGAUGGUGUCCAAGUUUAUCGUGUUUGUUACCGCUUUGGCUUUGUGCCACGCCAAACCAUUCUUGAUCGCAGGACCUCAGCCAUACUAUGGCCGCAUUGAGAGCACCCCCAGCAUCGCUUACGGCUUUGGCAGUGGGUUCAGCAGCAACAUUGGCGGCAUAACUCACACUUCGGGCAUCGGACACUCUUUCCAAACCGGCAACGCCGAGGCCUACGGUGGCGGCUUCGCCAACAGCGACGGUCCAGCCUAUGCAAGUGGAAUCGGAAUCGCUAACACCGGAGUCCAGCCCCAGCAAUACUACAGAACGUACAACGUUCAGCCUGCGGUCUACCGUCCUGCCCCUACCUACACAAGCUACCAGCCCGCUAUUUACAACACAGGAUACUAUCGCGACCAGGGCUCAGCCAUUGCUUCAGCUCAAAAUUUGAACAACUACGGCACUUCCAUCGCUCAAAGCCAAUCCGGAUCCAGGCAAGGAUCAGCCGUGUCGACUGUCAGUAACUUAAGAGGUCUCGGUUAUGGAUCUGUAGCAUCAGCUACCGCUAACGACGGAUUUGGUACGGUCAUCUCCAGCGCUGACAGUCGCGGAACUGCUAUCUCGUCGGCUCAAACUCGUGACGGUCAAGGAGAUUACAGCAACGUAGUAUCGGCGGCACAAAACAUCGGGGGAUAUAGAGCCAGCACCGCUCAGAGCGUCCAGCAAAGCGGCGGGACCACCCAGCAGAGCGGCGCCAGCAGCAUCGACGGCCCCGGCAUCCAAGCCAGCCACACUCACUCCGUCAAAACGUUCUAAACGACGUAGCCCUAAAUGAUUUUAUUAAUUAAAAACCGAAGACAUCGGAGACGACUGUCGGUCACUUGUCUCCAUGUCUUUGUUGUAAUAGAAAAAUAAAAUAAAGACUGCAUUCAUGUACCGCAAA